Messenger RNA from Hymenoscyphus albidus, 2028 nucleotides. NCBI's taxonomy places the organism in Eukaryota, Fungi, Ascomycota, Leotiomycetes, Helotiales, Helotiaceae. The record is from the annotation of a GenBank genome assembly.
CUAACAACACCAUAGGGCUGUCUCGUGUGGCAAUUUCAACGGUUCUGCUACUCUCCAUUGUGCGGCUUUUUCUGUUGUAUGUAACAUGCAACAACCGUCAGCCAGCCAGAGCCAAUGCUUCAAUAUUCCCAGCAUGCUUUAGGCGUCAACAUCAGCUGGAGCAUACCUAUACCCCAAACAACAUACCAAACCAUCGUCCCAUUCAUAAAUUCAAAGAUACCAUACCCGCAAGCCCCUCACCAUCCCAUCCAGCAACUAUCACUUGCCCCGCUGUCACUGUAUGGCCCGGUUUCCGACGAUCACCUCCAUCGCUUCCAAGGGGAUGGGAUUUGGCCAUGGGGCCUCCCGCAACCCAUAUUCCCAACUACACAGCAAGUAGUGGGUUGGUAGGCAUCAGCGUACACCCCGUUGGCACCUACCUAUCAAGCGUGGCACGUUGGAUUCGGCUCCAACGGAUAGACUUUCGAGGAUGAUGGUUUGCGACGGGUGCGGCUUUGUUAUCCAGGUGAGAAUGGGGUUCUCGCUUUCUGGUGACGUUCCAUGAACUCUACCCAGGUGCCAUCUGUCAACCUUCUAUUGCCCAAUAGAGAAUGUCACAUGUGAUAACGAUUAGUAUUGAGCAGUCAUGAAACACCAUGACGCUUCUUGGGUAGAAGUCUAUCGUUGCCCCUCUAUCAAGUUCUUUAUUCCCCUCUUUUCAAUCUAUACAUUUGCUAUACAACUCACCUUUCUGCCUAUUUUCUUUCUAUUUUCCUGUAAACAAUCCAAUUUUGAAUCACCGAAUCAACCAUACACGUUCCCUCAUUCUUAUUUCUCUACAUCACUCUGAUACCCCAACAAAAUGAGACUCAUCAUUAGAGAAGACCCGGCUUCAGCCUCAUCAUAUAUUGCCAACUACAUCAUCAGUAAGCUACCCUAUGUUCACUUUGUCUAUAUGAUUAUAUCUAAUAUUUUCAAGACAGAAUCAAAAGCUUCAAACCAACCAGCGAACACAAGUUUGUUCUCGGACUCCCAACCGGGUCGAGUCCAGUUGAUAUCUACAAAAUCCUCGUGGAACAAUACAAAGCGGGCGAGAUAUCCUUCGAAAAUGUUAUCACUUUCAACAUGGUACCACAUCACCUCAUAGCCUUGCAUAAACUACCAUGCAGCUAACAGCAUACAAAGGAUGAAUACAUUGGCAUCCCACGGGAACAUCCCGAAAGCUACCAUACAUUCAUGUACAAACACUUCUUCUCCCACGUCAAUGUCCACCCAUCCAACAUCCACAUCCUAAACGGCAACGCCCCAGACCUCGAAGCCGAAUGCGUUCAAUACGAAGCAGCUAUCAAAGCAGCCGGUGGCAUUGACCUCUUUCUGGGUGGUAUCGGUCCAGAUGGACAUAUAGCCUUCAACGAGCCUGGUUCAUCCAUGGCCUCCCGUACUCGAGUAAAGACAUUAGCAUACGAUACCAUUAUCGCCAACAGCCGCUUCUUCGACAACGACCUCGCCAAAGUCCCCAAGAUGGCCCUAACCGUGGGCGUGCAAACGGUCCUCGAAGCCCGAGAAGUAGUCAUCAUCAUCACCGGCGCGCACAAAUCCCCCGCCCUCAAAAAGUGCAUCGAAGAAGGCGUCAACCACAUGUGGACGCUCUCCAGUCUCCAACUGCACCCCCACCCCAUGAUCGUCGUCGACGAGGACGCAACCCUCGAAUUGCAGGUCAAGACGGUGAAAUACUUCAAGUCCAUCGAAGCCGUCGCUGCCUCGCAGGGCUUCGAGCAAAUCCUGCCCAGUCGAUUUCGUACGGGCCCGAGGAGGGAGGGGAAACCCAUCGAGCCGCUCCUCCCUGAGACGGAGAAGGAGGAGCCGAGUAUUCUCUCCCCGCAGCCGGUUACUAGUACCCUUCUCGCGGCCCCCGCGACGGAGUAUCCUCUUCGGAGUGUGACGCCGGAUUUGGUUUUUGAUCGGAUGGGGAGUCGGAUUGCGGCUUUCUAAAAAAAAAUAUUAAAAAAAUGAUUCUCUUUGUGCAUUUUAGGUUUGGGGUUGGGUGUG